This is a messenger RNA of Plutella xylostella (diamondback moth), 2040 nucleotides long. Lineage: Eukaryota; Metazoa; Arthropoda; Insecta; Lepidoptera; Plutellidae. The record is from RefSeq and is a predicted model, not a curated record.
AUGGAGAGUGUUUUUGAUUACGAAUUAUAUGAUAGAGUUCUUGAUGAAGAAAAAUUUAAAGAAACCAACGAUGCCGUUCCGCGCGACCUCAACUACCACGACGUUUUCUUUUAUUCUGGGAACUAUCAGGAAUGCCUCUCAAUAAACUCAGUAGUGAACGGCACUCGCAUACAGGGCAAGUACUGUCAAGUGGUGGUGGAGGUACCGCGAGCGCCCCCGCCCCCCGAAGCCCCUGCAGCCCCCGCGCCGCCAAGUAACCAGACGCUACGGCAGCAGGUGAUGUUCGCCGCGCAACGACACAAACUCAGAUUGGUGUACUACAUUGGAUGCGAGGCAGCUAUAGCGAAAACCGAGUCUCUUGACGCCUGGACGUGGAAGCCGAGCCUGCGCGUGGGCGUAGGCGUGUGCGUCCCGCACGCGUGUCGCGCCACGCGCGUGUGGCGUGACGUGCAGCGAGCGUACGCGGGCGAGACCGGGCCCGUGCUGCGCGCGAGGGGGCACCCGCUAGAAGAUCCUUCUAAUGAGGUUUAUUGCCGUCUGCCUAAUGAUUUAACCUGGCAUUACACCGACAGCGUUGCACUGGUGGCAGUAUGUGUGGUAGUUAUACUGGUCGCGUCCGGCACUGCGCUGGACAUACGGCAGCGGCGACGAGGCGCGGCGGGGAGUGAGUCGGUGAGGUCGGGGGGCGGGGAGUGCGCGCUGGGAGCGUGGUCCGCGCUGCGCAAUGGGAAUCAGCUGGCGGCGGAGGCGACGGCUGACGGCGGCGUGCGUUGCGUGCACGGCGUUCGAGCGCUGUCUGUGAUCGGCGUGGUUCUGUGCCACACGCUGCUCGAUGACGUCGUAGUUGAGAACUUCGUCAUUCAUGACCAGGGAGCCUUAAAGUUGAAUAUGUUUCCAGGAGGUAGUUUGUUGAGGAGCGUGCCCCGGCUAUACCUGGGGCGGCUGGUACGGCUAUACCCCGUGCUGAUAGGCGCGCUGGCGCUGCAGGCCCUGGCGCUGCAAGUAACGCCGGGGGGCGCGGCGGGGACGGGGGCGGGGGGUGCGCGUGGACCCGUAUUUGCGCAGUACGUGGCGGGCUGCCGGCGCGGCUGGUGGCCCGUGCUGCUGUUUGUGCAGAACCUCGUCUACACGUGCAGCCCCGGAGCCGACACCUACAGCUUGUGCCUGGACUUGUCGUACUACCUGGCGAUAGACACGCAGCUGUUCUUCCUGUCUCCUCUGGUGCUGGUGUGUUUGGUGGAAGGCGCGGGGGACUCGAGGGGCGCGCGGGGGGCGUGGGCCGCGCUGUUCGCUGCGCUCGCCGGCUCGCUCGCACUCGCGUCUACUAUCAGCUUCUAUCUCAACUUGCCCUUCGUCUUGUCUAUUGAUAUCGUAGAUCCCCUGUCAUUUGAUUAUUAUAGUCAAUACUACUUUCAUACACUACUGCGGUCUCCGCCGUAUUUCAUCGGUAUGAUCUUGGGAUAUGUGCUACAUCGUUCGCGGAAAGAACCUCUGGUAAUAAGCAAGAAAUGCCGCAUCACCCUCUGGCUUACUUGCGGCUUACUGCUGGCGCUGGCGGGCGCGGCGCCGCUGCUGUGUCUGCGCUGGCAGAGGCCGUGGCUGCACAACGCGUGCAACGCCGCCGCGCGCUCCGUGUGGGCCUCUGCUGUCGCCUGGAUCGUGGUCGCCUGCCAUCAUAACUAUGGAGGCGUAGUCUCCUGGUUCCUGUCGCUGGCGGCGUGGCGCCCGCUGUCGCGGCUGUCGUACGCAGUGUACCUCCUCCACGUGCCGGUGCUGAAGCUGAGCGCCGCGCUGGCUGCCGCCGAUACUGUGUCCGUCCGGGACGACUUCCGAGCCGUUAAAAACUUUUUCUUCAUAUUUACGGUAUCGACAGCGCUGGCCUUCGCCCUCACCGUGGCCGUCGAGCUGCCGGCCAGCCAUCUGUUGAGGGCGCUGAAAGGUGGCAACAACAAAGUGGCAGAUAAACCAACAACGGAGUGAACUUUACCAACUACAAGUUAAUCAAUUUAGUUAAAGAGGAUAAAAUAUUUUAUAACUAGC